Messenger RNA from Lagopus leucura (white-tailed ptarmigan), 2678 nucleotides. RefSeq names its product solute carrier family 9 member A9 (gene SLC9A9). Lineage: Eukaryota; Metazoa; Chordata; Aves; Galliformes; Phasianidae. Gene Ontology annotation, molecular function: sodium:proton antiporter activity. The transcript has 16 exons. Gene Ontology annotation, cellular component: recycling endosome; membrane. The record is from RefSeq and is a predicted model, not a curated record. The coding region runs from base 159 to 2087 and encodes 642 amino acids. Gene Ontology annotation, biological process: regulation of pH; proton transmembrane transport; sodium ion transport.
UGGGGCACUUCACCGUGAGGCUGCAAAUCAAGCAGAUGUGCUUGCUGUGAAUUGCUACAGUGUCUGAACUUUUGUAUGCCAAAGGUGAUAACACCUUCCUUCUUCUGGGAUUUUUUUCAUUCUUUUAUAUUGUGUGUGUUCUCUGUAAAGGGAAUGAAAUGGAGAAGUUGAAGAAAUAUGCAUUGCUGAAAGAUGAAGAUCAGUUUUAUCAUGAGGGAGCUGUGGAGUUGCUAGUCUUUAACUUUCUGCUUAUUCUUACAAUAUUAACAAUUUGGUUGUUUAAAAACCAUCGAUUCCGCUUUCUGCAUGAAACUGGAGGAGCUAUGGUUUAUGGCCUUGUAAUGGGAUUAAUUAUACGAUAUGCAACAAAAACAUCAGAUGUUGAAAAUGGAACUGUUUAUGAAUGUGAAAAGCUGAAAUCUGGGCCAUCCAGUCUACUUAUUAAUAUAACUAAUCAGGUCUACGAAUACCAAUACAAAAGAGAAAUCAACCAUCACAAUGUCAAUGGUCACCAGGGCAACGCAAUGCUUCAAAAGAUGACAUUCGAUCCUUCCAUCUUCUUCAAUAUUUUGCUGCCACCUAUUAUAUUUCAUGCUGGAUAUAGUUUAAAGAAGAGACAUUUCUUUCGUAACUUGGGAUCAAUUUUAACCUAUGCAUUUUUGGGAACUGCCAUCUCCUGCAUUGUCAUAGGGUUGAUAAUGUAUGGUUUUGUGAAGGCCAUGGUGCACAUUGGCCAGUUAAAAGGAUGGGAAUUCCACUUCACUGACUGUUUAUUUUUUGGAUCGCUGAUGUCUGCCACAGAUCCAGUGACAGUCCUUGCUAUUUUCAAUGAGCUGCACGUGGAUACAGAUUUGUACACACUUCUAUUUGGAGAGAGCGUCCUAAAUGAUGCUGUAGCUAUUGUGCUGACAUACUCUAUAUCCAUUUACAGUCCCAAGGAGAAUCCUAAUGCAUUUGAUGCUGCUGCUUUCUUUCAGUCAGUGGGAAAUUUUCUGGGGAUCUUUGCUGGAUCGUUUGCUAUGGGAUCCUCUUAUGCAGUUGUCACAGCUUUAUUGACAAAAUUUACAAAGCUGUGUGACUUCCCCAUGUUGGAGACAGGUCUGUUUUUCCUCCUAUCUUGGAGUGCCUUCUUAUCAGCAGAAGCUGCUGGUCUCACAGGUAUUGUUGCAGUUCUUUUCUGCGGAGUCACACAAGCCCAUUAUACCUACAACAAUCUCUCAUCAGAUUCCAAAAUGAGAACUAAACAGCUGUUUGAGUUCAUGAAUUUCCUAGCUGAGAAUGUCAUCUUCUGUUACAUGGGACUUGCUCUGUUCACCUUUCAAAACCAUAUCUUCAACCCUCUUUUUAUAUUUGGUGCAUUUCUGGCAGUCUUUGUAGCAAGAGCUUGCAACAUAUAUCCACUUACUUUCCUAUUGAAUUUUGGUCGAAAACAAAAGAUUCCCUGGAAUUUUCAACACAUGAUGAUGUUUUCAGGUUUACGUGGUGCAAUAGCUUUUGCAUUGGCUAUUCGAGACACAGAAUCCCAACCCAAACAAAUGAUGUUCACAACAACACUGCUUAUUGUGUUUUUCACAGUCUGGGUAUUUGGUGGAGGCACAACACCAAUGCUCACAUGGCUUCAGAUCAGAGUUGGUGUAGAUCCAGAUGAAGAUAUGAAAGCAGAAGCUGCAAACCAGACUGCAUGUAACUUGGAUAAAAAUACAACCAAAGCAGAGAGUGCGUGGCUGUUCAGAGUUUGGUAUGUAUUUGAUCACAGAUACCUAAAACCUAUUUUAACACAUGCCGGUCCACCUCUCACGACGACGUUACCUGACUGGUGUAAUCCUGUUGCCAGAAUUCUGACCAGCCCCAGGGCGUAUGGCGAUCAGCUGAAGAAUGAGGACACAGAUUAUAUCAUAAAUAAUGAUGAACUGACCAAAAACUAUGAAGCAUCUGCUCACACACUAGUGCCUGCACAGGACAAAACAGGCUGCAGCAGCCAGGCUGCAGGCAAGGAAGAUAUUCAUGAAGGAGACCUUGGAUUAGGAGCAUACAAACUCCAGCUUGAACACACUCCAGGUCAACCUGAGCUGAAUUCAUCAGCAUGAACAGUGUAAUUUUAAAUCAGAAGAAAUAAGUAAACCAAAGAAAUAAAAGAUAUAACUUCAUGAAGAAAAAAACAAGAAAACAUAUUAAGGUUUCUUAGAUUUUUGUGCUAAGAUGUUACCAAGUAAGUUCUGGUUUCUCUGUUGAAAAAAAAAAAAAAAAAAUAGUAUCAUCUACACAACUACAACAAUAUGCAAUUUUUCUUUACUGCAGCACUUCUUAUUAAUAAAAGAUAGAUACUGCCAGCCCUCUGUAAAUCCAUUACAGUCACAUGUUCUCUGAGAUGGCAUUUGACUGCAUCAUAUCCCUUUCACAUGUAUGCUUUCCUUUGAACAUUAAUUAUAAUCUUCAGUCUGCUGGGAUGAAGACAAAUACCUUCCUAACAUACUCAGAGCAUGUCUAAUACAAAGCUCCUAGAACCUUUGCAUUGAAUACUGGAUUCUCAGAGGUAAAAUGUGCUUAUUUUACUCUGCUUCAUCUUGGUAGCAAGGUCAGCUGUAGUUAGAAAAACAAGAGGAGAAUUUAAGUAUGAAAGUAUUAAUUAUAUCUGCAUAAACGCAACAAUGGAAUAAACAAGGAUUCAAUCUCACACA